UACAUCGGGCUCGGAGAGCCGACAUCAAUAAAUCUGGUUUCGUUUUCUACUUCUACUACUUCUAACAUUACGUUGAAUGACUGUUGGCGUUGAUACUUGUAAGAGGUCUCCGACCCAUGACACAAGUCAUCACACAAUUUUAUAAACAACAGAAGAUGAAGUCUGUCGUUUUACUCGUUGUCGCUGCAUUAUCUUCUCAAACAUGCCUUGGCGUAAAAUAUGAACCAAACUGGAACUCCAUUGACUCCCGUCCUCUACCGGCUUGGUACGAUGACGUUAAGAUAGGCAUGUUCAUCAACUGGGGAGUGUACUCGGUUCCGAGUUACUCUAACGAAUGGUUUUGGUAUUCAUGGAAAGGUCCGAAACCAGACCCGAGGGUUGUCAAGUUGAUGGAACAGUUCUACCCUCCGACUUUUACCUAUGCCGAUUUUGCUGCAGAGUUUAAGGCCGAAUUUUACAAUCCACUAAAAUGGGUUGAUAUCAUCAAAAGCUCUGGUGCAAAGUAUGUUGUAUUGAGUACCAAACACCAUGAAGGGUUCACCAUGUAUCCAUCCAAGUACUCUUUUAACUGGAAUUCUGUGGAUGUAGGUCCCAACAAAGACCUCAUCAAGUACAUAUUUGCCUACCUGGCCGGUAGUGAUGUACACUUUGGGAUCUAUCACUCUCUGUUUGAGUGGUUUAAUCCUCUGUAUCUACAGGACAAAGCCAACAAUUACACCACACAGAGAUUUGUCAAGGAGAAGGGUAUGGCUGAGCUGUACGAGAUCGUGGACAUGUACCGACCGGACGUGAUCUGGUCGGACGGAGACUGGGAGGCCCUCAGCACCUACUGGAACGCCACCCAGUUCCUGGCCUGGCUCUACAACGACAGCCCUGUAAAGGACACUGUGGUAGUCAAUGACCGCUGGGGUUAUGACAGCAGGUGUAAGCAUGGCGGAUUUCUCUCCUGUGAUGACCGAUUUAAUCCUGGCAAGUUACAGAAGAGGAAGUGGGAGAAUGCCAUGACCCUGGAUCGCUACUCCUGGGGGUUCAGACGCGAUGCUAGCAUUGCAGAUUUUCUUUCGAUGGAAGAGCUGCUGGAAACUGUGCUCAACACAAUCAGCUAUGGGGGAAAUAUUCUGAUAAAUGUCGGACCAACUGGUUAUGGAACAAUUUCCCCAAUCUACGAAGAACGAUUCCGUCAGCUGGGGUCGUGGUUGAAGGUGAAUGGAGAGGGUAUCUACGCCACUCAGCCCUGGGUCCAUCAGAACGACACAGUCACACCCAAAGUUUGGUACACAGCUCCAAAAGCAGACAAGAAAGCAGCCUAUGCCUUCUUCAUAAACUGGCCUGACAACAACGAAUUAGUUCUUGGGGCCGUCAGUGAAAGCUCCCUGUCUGGUGUCGCCUUGGUGGGAAGCAAUAAGACCUUGACUUGGGAAACUAGUGGCACUGGCAUCAAGGUCACGAUCCCACCCCAUAAUAUCGUAGAAAUGCCUUGCAUGUGGGCAUGGGCUGUGAAGCUAACAUUUAAAUAGACGUAAUGAGUGGAAUUAAUGCAAUAUAUAUGUACACAUUUUUUUCCUUGAGAUUUUCUUGAGAUGCCAUAUAUUACUAAAAGUAAACCCUUUCUGUGAUACUUAUAUUGAAUCCAAAUGAGUAACACCAUAUUACCGCAGCCAUUCCAUAGUUCUUUUUACAGACCUUGUUUCUUGUUAUUCUCAAGAUAUCAAAUUUUUGCAUUUUUCAUGAUCACUUUUAAAUUGCAAAAAAAUUAGCAUGCAAAAAUUAUAUUCUGCAUUGUUGGCUAUUUAAAAACUUGUUGAAUUGACUGUUCCAAAAAGAAAAAAAAACAAGUAACAUGUAUACUCCCAUUUUUGCAAAUUUUGUGAUACAUGAAAAAAUGGAUGUAUGAUAUUAAACUUGCCUAUAAUUUGACCAUUCCUAUAUAUAGCAAAAUAUGAGAUUUAGGUUUGUUAAAUUGGUCAAUCUUUUCCAUGUAGAAGUGCAUUAACUGAAAUCAUUAACUUUGCUGAAUACAUUUGCUCAAUGCCUGCUGUAAGUUUAGAAAUCUGUAGAUCAGUUUACAUGAUCAAAUAGAUAUAGUCAUUCAUUGUCUUCAUGUGUUUUCAAAAACUCUCUGUAUUUACACAUAUUGUGACAUAGAAAUGAUAUAUUUUUCUUGUGAAAAGCGUUGCAUUAAGGCUAGCAAUGUUUUUCUGUGAUAUGAAACCUGCAAUAUAGUGCUGCAAAAUGUGUUCUUUUUUCGUGAACUGAACAGGUAUAACACUAUUCUUUGAUAUUUUACAGCAAGCCAACAGGGGGCAUGGUUUAAAAAUGUUUUGAUGUAGCUGCAGUUUUCUUGUACACUUGUACAUUCCAAUACCCUUUUUGGUGGAAAGAAUAACAUGUUUUGAUAUACAUGUAUCUCAAUCUGUCGGCUUUGAUUUGAAUGACAUGGAGUUUGCUGUAUGUCUGUCUGUCUGUCUGUUCCAUUUAUAUUUCCUAAUUGUUCUAUAGACCCAUGAAUCAUCUGUUUUAUUUUUGUAUGACAUACUAAUAUAUGACAACAACAUAACAAAGAAACAUUUUUUCCCUUUUUAAAUUGAUCACCUUCAUACGCAAGUUGCACGUGUAAUUUUUUCUUCCGAGAUACCUGUAGAUAACCAUCAUCAGAAACCAAGGACUUUGUCUUGCUCUCUUUCAAGCCCCGAGGG
Molecule: messenger RNA, 2696 nt
Organism: Magallana angulata
Lineage: Eukaryota; Metazoa; Mollusca; Bivalvia; Ostreida; Ostreidae
Product: alpha-L-fucosidase-like
Exons: 8
Coding region: 117-1517 (466 amino acids)
Biological process (GO): fucose metabolic process; glycoside catabolic process
Cellular component (GO): lysosome
Molecular function (GO): alpha-L-fucosidase activity
Source: RefSeq, a predicted model, not a curated record